CUCUGAUAAAGUUUGGCGGCUGUCUACCACUAUGUUAUAGGUUAAAUAUGAGUGAACGGUAAAAACAGUUUGUUCUUGUUCAAUUUAUAAACAAAUUAUUAAGAAUUAAUCAAAGGAAAACGAGUACCGUGUACAAAAUAUACCAUAUUUCGUAAGAAAACAUGGGUGUACCUGCAUUUUUUCGGUGGUUGAGUCGGAAGUACCCUUCUGUGAUUGUUGAAUGCAUUGAGCAAAAGUCAAUAAGUACAAAUGGCGUACAUGUACCUGUUAAUUCAGCCGAUCCAAAUCCAAAUGGAAUAGAAUUUGAUAAUUUGUAUCUUGAUAUGAAUGGUAUUAUACAUCCUUGUACUCAUCCAGAGGAUAAACCAGCACCAAAAAAUGAAGAUGAAAUGAUGGAAGCUAUUUUUGAAUGUAUCGAUCGUCUGUUUCGUAUUGUAAGGCCAAGGAAGUUACUUUAUAUGGCAAUUGAUGGAGUUGCACCUAGAGCAAAAAUGAAUCAACAAAGAUCAAGACGAUUUAGAGCAUCCAAAGAAACCUGUGAAAAAAUAAAUGAGAUACAAAGAAUACGUUCUGAAUUAGCUCUUAAAGGGGCUUCAUUACCACCAGAGAAACCUAAAGAAGAGCAUUUUGAUAGCAACUGUAUUACACCUGGUACACCAUUCAUGGCAAGAUUAUCAAAAUGUUUACAUUACUAUAUUCAUGAUCGCUUAAAUAAUGAUCCUGGCUGGAGAAAUAUAAAGGUGAUUUUGAGCGAUGCAAACGUACCGGGUGAAGGAGAACAUAAAAUAAUGGAUUUUAUACGUAGACAAAGAGCACAACCCGAUCACGAUCCUAACACCCAGCAUGUUUUGUGCGGAGCAGAUGCCGAUUUAAUUAUGUUGGGUCUUGCAACACAUGAACCUAAUUUUACUAUUAUUCGUGAAGAAUUUAAACCAAAUAAACCAAGACCAUGCGACAUAUGUGGUCAGUUAGGGCAUGAUAUGAAAGAGUGUACUGGAGCAGAGGCUAAUCCAAAAGAAGAAGAAAAUGCGUUUGGAUCUGAAUGCCAGUUCAUAUUUGUGCGAUUAAACGUACUCAGGGAAUAUUUAGAAAGAGAGUUGCAAAUGCCUAAUCUACCAUUUAAGUACGAUUUCGAACGAGCUAUCGAUGAUUGGGUGUUCAUGUGUUUCUUCGUAGGAAAUGAUUUUCUUCCUCACCUCCCAUCAUUGGAGAUUAGAGAAGGGGCUAUCGAUAGACUUGUUAAUCUAUACAAAAAGACAGUAUAUAAAACAGGAGGAUUCUUAACAGAUAGCGGUGAUGUGAAUUUAGACAGAGUUCAACUGAUAAUGUCCGAACUUGGUGACGUUGAAGAUGAAAUUUUCAAAAAAAGGCAACAGAAUGAAUUAGCUUAUAAACAGCGUGAAAAGGACAAAAAACGAAGGUUAUUAGGCGUCGGUAAUAACAAACCAAAGUGGAUUCCUACAGGACAGUUUGCGCCUACACCUUUGGGAGGACAAAUUAAGCCGGUAGAAAAUGCACGUUACGAAGCUUAUCAGAUGCGUGUUAUGGGCAGAAGUUAUCAUUCAUCAGCUUCUGACAAGACAAAAGGGAAUAGUAAGGAACUAUUGGAAAGUAUGAUGCGGCCAGAGGACUCGUCUAAUCAAGGAAAGAAGCGAAAAAUUGACGAGGCUGAGGAGGAUGCUUCAGACGAUGAUCAAGCGCACGACGAAGUCAGAUUAUGGGAAGCUGGUUUCAAAGAUCGUUAUUACGAAUCAAAAUUUGACGUGUCUCCUGAUAAUUUGGCAUUCAGAAAUAACGUAGCCCUACAGUACGUUCGCGGUUUAUGUUGGGUUUUACGAUAUUAUUAUCAAGGAUGCGCAUCAUGGAAAUGGUAUUUUCCAUAUCAUUAUGCUCCAUUUGCCAGCGAUUUCAUUAAUAUAGGUGGACUUUCUACGGAAUUUGAAAAAGGAACCAUACCGUUCCGUCCAUUAGAACAAUUGAUGGGCGUGUUUCCAGCAGCUAGUAGUAAACACGUUCCCGAGCCAUGGGCAAAAUUAAUGAGCGAUCCAAAAUCAACGAUUAUCGACUUUUAUCCCGAAGACUUUAAGAUAGACUUAAAUGGUAAGAAGUUUGCUUGGCAGGGAGUAGCUUUGCUUCCCUUUGUGGACGAGAAAAGAUUGUUCAAGGCUUUGGAGCCAUACUAUGACUGUCUAUCAGAAGCAGAAAAAAAACGCAAUGUCAGAGGUGACGAUCGGCUAUACGUUGGGCUCGGUAAUAGCGGUUAUAAUUUUAUCAAAGGACUUUAUACGAAUCAGGUGGGAUUCGACGUAGAGACUUCGAUAUCUAUAGACGGCAUGCGAGGCACAGUAUUGUUGGCAGAAGACUGUGUUGGCGAUGGAUCAACGUUACCGUCACCCAUAAACGGACUACCGGUCAGGAAUAACAAAGUAUAUUGUAUCCGAUUCAGAGAUCCAAAGUAUGGCAGUAAUUUCAUUUUCCCCGCGAAGAGGUUGAAGGGUGUAAGGGAACCACCGAGAGUUUUAAAACCACAGGACUUCGAUCAAAUGAAUCGCAAUACCGGACACACAUGGAAGCCUCAGAUUGGUUUCACACCUUCUACGCAAACCGCUACGUUAAGUGAUGCAGGACGAAGAAUACUCGGACAUUACACAAAUCAUAACAGAGUACCUCCACCGUAUGGACCUAGUUCAGUACCGCAGAGCACAUACGCGGCGUAUCAGGGUUACCAGAGCAGCGAUUAUCAAGGAGGAUACGAGAGCGCCAGUUCCAGUCAAGUUUCACUGAUGUCCGGACCAUGGGCGAGGGGAUACGGUACACCUCCUAAUUACCAGCGUUUUCCAGAGUACCAGCAGAGGAAUAACUACAGUGCUCAACAGUAUGGAAGGAACCAGUACCAGAAUCAACAACAGUACAACAACUACGGGUCCCAGCAGUACAAUCAGCAACGGAAUUAUUCCUCUAAUUACCAAGGGAACAGCAGCAGUGGAAGUGGCGGGAACCGAGGAGGGUGGAGACGGUAGACUGUAGACGUGUUUCUCUGUGUUCACUUACGUUUGACUAAUGCCAUCACGAGACCCAUUCAUCGGUCUUCGUUAUCUUCGUUAUCUGAAAUCGAAAAGAAAGAGAAUUAGGACAUUUUCUGGAUAAUCACACCUGAUUUUUUAUUUUUAUUUACACUGUACCUAUAUAAUUUAGGUACGAUCCUGGAUGAGGUGGAGUCAGGUAGCUCUCACCUUUUCUUUUUUUUUUCAAUGAGCCACAAAAUGGCAUCCACAGUUUUAUUUUAAAAAGUCUCCUGAACGUCAGCUCACCAGUUAAAGCAUUACAAACGUGCAAUAGUGGCAAACGUGAUGGCAAUUAUUAUUUACGAGCCAGUGACGUAAAGGUAUAUCAAGUGUAAUUUUAUAUGAACUGCAUUGUAAAAGAAAAAAAAAAAAAGAAUUUGUAUGAUAUUAAAUGGUAUCGCAAAAGGUUGUUCCUCGACUGCGACAGAACACAGGCAAGAGAAGCAACGUUCGAGCGAGCACAAUCUGUUAAUGGGAAUGUAAUUGUAUACUUUACGUGAACGAUCGUGAAUUAAAAAAGAUCAUGUUACACGAGUUAUUAGCAUAAUUUAAGUAGAUGAUCAGUCGAGAUAUAUGUAACUCGCUUUUCUAUUUCUUAUAAAGUUUUCUUCUUUUUUUUUUUUUAAUUAUAUAACAUAAUGAAUCGUAACUUUCAUUCGGUGUUGGUAGAACAGUUGAUUGGUAUUCUGAGUUACAGUGUCGUCGUGGAUACCAUCACCAGUUGUAAUACAGAGUAUUCUUUUAAACAACAUCGAUUGCCGUUCUUUACCUUCAAUUAUUCGUCAUUCCUAUCGCCAUUGGAACAAUUGGAGCUUUGCCAGAGGAAGAGAUAGAAUUGUUAAUACGAUGAUUUAAUAUAGAGAUUCCUCUUACAAAAUUUCAUUAGUUACCGAACGUUUCUUUCCCAUCAACGUCUUGAUUGUACCUCAAACUUGUUCGUACAUAUCAUCACUGCACAAUCGAUCAAAAAGGUGACAAGCAUAAUAAUUUCCAUUGUAUUCGCAGCUUUCUCGCGUUACACGCGGAGACUUUCAUAUUGUACGCACUUAAAAUGAUAAAAAAAAAUAUAAUUUAGUUGGUUGCAGA
Messenger RNA from Osmia bicornis bicornis, 4151 nucleotides. It is a transcript of the gene Rat1, whose product is annotated as 5'-3' exoribonuclease 2 homolog. The record is from RefSeq and is a predicted model, not a curated record. NCBI's taxonomy places the organism in Eukaryota, Metazoa, Arthropoda, Insecta, Hymenoptera, Megachilidae. The transcript is spliced from 17 exons. Gene Ontology annotation, biological process: nuclear-transcribed mRNA catabolic process. Gene Ontology annotation, molecular function: 5'-3' RNA exonuclease activity; RNA binding. The coding region runs from base 162 to 3020 and encodes 952 amino acids. Gene Ontology annotation, cellular component: nucleus.